GACCAGGAUCAUGUUCAAGACUAUUGCGAUGGCCGUCGUGCUCUUUGCCGCGGCAACAGCAGCUGAUGACAAUGUUCAGUUUGCCAUGAUCAAGUUCUGUGGGAAUGUUGACCACAACCCCUUGGGCUUUGGCACCAUUGCCUGGACCGCCGAUGCAUGUGUGCCCUUUGUCGAAGGCCUGCACGUCAAGGCUGACUGCACGACCAACGAGCUGAAGUAUUACAAUAGCUCCACUUGCGCCCACGAGCUUGGCUCGGAAACCUUCGACUGCAACAAAAUUGGCUUCUCUGUUGAGUGCGGCACCGCCCCCGAGAACACCGUCGGCACCAUGCUCAUGUACGACGAGGAUGAUUGCUCCGAUACCCCCAACCUGCGCUACUUUGUCACCGACACUUGCAUCCAGCAGAACGACGACGACGACGAUGACAAGCUUGUGCCCCGCGCAAGCCCCACCUCCAUGUCCGUGGCUUGUGAGGAUAAGAAGAUUGUGGUCAGCGUGUUCACCGAAUCAGCCUCGUGCACCGGCACCGCCACCACCUUCAACGUGCCCGCGAAUGAGUGUCUGGACCUGAACACCGUCUUCCCCAGCGACGACGACGAUGAUGAUGACUAUGAUGAUGACGAUGAUCACCCUUUUAUGGCAGACAAGAUGGUGGCCAACCGACGCACAGCCGGCCUGUCCUACAGCGCGUGCGUGUACACGCACACCCCCAAACCCCCGGACGAAGACCCGUCCCGAGUACCACUUCCCGUCUGCUCCUAUGGCAAAUUGAUGCGAAUCUACCGAACCAGCGCCUCUCUGACAAACGAAUCUCUCUCUCUCUCUCUCUCUCUCAAGCUCUCUCUCUCUUUCUCUCUCUCUCUCUCUCUCUCAAGCUCUCUCUCUCUCUCUCUCAAGCUCUCUCUCUCUCUCUCUCAAGCUCUCUCUCUCUCUCUCUCUCUCUCUCUCUCUCCCCCCCCCCCCCUCUCUCUCACACACACACUUCCCAUCUCUAUGAGUUCGUCCAAGGCCAAGGCGGCAUGGAUCGUCGUGCUGGCCAUGUUCGCCACCACCACGCAGGCAACCCGCUUUGCCAGCAUUUCGUCGUGCGACGGCGAUGAUGACGGCAUGUGGAACUUUGUGCUGAACCCCAUUGGCUUUGGCAACAUGGUCAUCUCCUCAGACCACUGCCUGCCCCUUGGCCGUACUUCUGCCAAAAUCAAUUGCGACACCAACCAAUUUACCGUUUAUAACGACACGACUUGCACCAAGAGCAUGGGAUCACAGAGCUUGAACAGCUGCAUGGGCGAGACCUUCAAGUUUUCCUGCGUCGAAGCUCCCGAAAACACCGUGGGCACCAUGCUGAUCUACCCCACCAACGACUGCAGCGGCAACCCUCCCAUGCGCAUCUUUGUUGAAGACGGCUGCCAAGCCCCCCCCUCGCCCUUUGACUUUGAUGAUGAUAAGAGCGUCUUCGGCCCCGCUGGCAUCUCCUUCCAACUCACAUGCACCGAGGACUCGAUGACCCUGCGCACCCACACGUCUUCCGACAAAUGCCAAGGCGCCUCCGUCAGCUCACCGCUCGUUAUGAACGAAUGCAUUUCCCUUACUGACCUUGCGCCCGUCGGCGGUGACGACGACUUUGACGACGAUGAUAAUGAUCUGUUCAACUUUGACGACGACUUUGACGACUUUGACGACGACGAUGACUUCAUGCACAAUCAGUCCAUUAUCCACAUUGGCAAUGAUCUCUUCGAUUUUGACGAUGAUUUCACCCACCUCUUCUCUGACGAUGAUGACAGUCAACACGGACUCUCCGUGGCCAAGAUUGUUCUCAAGUGCGGCGCUGAUACCACCGUGGAUGGCAGCAGCAUCAACUCACCCCUUGGAAAUAAUAUGAAUGUUGAUACCCUCAAACUCUCACUCUCUCUCUCCAAACUCUCUCUCUCAAACUCUCUCAAACUCUCUCAAACUCUCUCUCUCAAACUCUCUCAAACUCUCUCAAACUCUCUCAAACUUUCUCAACUCUCUCUCUCUCUCUCUCUCUCUCUCUCUCUGGUCAGUGAACCGAUUCUGGUUUUAGCUCUUGCCUCUCGUGUAGACGAAGGACCUUUGCUGGGCUGGCUGGCUGGCUGGCUGGCUGGCGAGUUCGGCUGCCUGGAGGCUUUCGGGAUGACAGAGGCCAGCGAUCAUGUGGUCGCUGUCGGUGCUGGCCAUCUGGCCAUUCCGCCUGGCCUGUUUGCACCCCGCGCGCCGGUUCAUGUGAUUGGUGCCCAUGAUCAACAAGAUCCAAAAAGCCAGGCCGUCUUUCAGGGCCUCGUCGAGGCCAAUCAACGACCCAAAGCUGCGCUCGAGUACAGAUUCAAGAGCGUCACAGACCAGCUCUUCCCCCCUCGCAAGGAAAAGGCGGCUCCCACCCAAAGCGUCACCGAAGAAGCCCAUAUUCCAGACGGCAUCAUCAAGCGUCACUGGAUAAGUCGCCAUGCUGAGGAGAUUCCCGCCGUCAUUGUCAUCUUCAUGGCUCUCGAGUGGGAGGCCGAAGACUGGAAUAAGCGCGAAGAAGAAUAUGCUCAAAUGGUGGCCGCCAUUCGCCCGGAUUUGCUCCGCUGCGUUCUGACAAGCAGCAUCCCACAUGUAGCGAUCAGCGAGGCUCUCGGCCCACUCGUCUCAUCGCCAUUCUCCUCCAAAAUCGCCGCCAACAAGAAGUCUCCGAUGGUUAGUCAAAGGCGCUCUGCACUGAUCCGGGGUACACAUCGCCGGCAUCACGCCACGCUCAUCAAUGCCAUCGCCCCAGAAAUUAUCACUGCGCGUGCCAGCUCCUUGCGUAACAAGUGCCAACUCUUGCGCCAAAAGGAACUUUACAUCCUGGACUCACCCAUGCAACGCGUGGUUCAUGAUCUCAUCAAGCUCGAGUCAGUCUUUAUGGAGCUGUGCGGCCAGCAUUACCAAGCUGAGAUUGCUCGCGUCACCGCACGGCGUGAAGCCGUCCACGAGACCACUGAACGGGAGCUACUUGCAAGAUACGCCUUCAAAAUUGGGUUCUUCAACGAACUCAUGCAGGACUAUCCAAAAGCAACCGCAGCCUACACGCAAUGCGUCCGUGAACUCCAGCAGCUCACACCCCUGUCCGGCCGUGAAUUCGAGCUCGCCUAUAUUUUCUCCCUCCUCAACAUCAAGUGGCCCUUGACAUUCGUUCACAGUUACCUCCAGUUUGGUCUGGUCUUUGAAAAGGCCGUUGCCAGUGGUUUGCAGCCUAUUAUGACGGAACACCCAGGCCUGUAUUUUCAACAAGCGGCAGACCACGAGCACCAACGUAUGACCCUUUUGGCUCAGCACGGUCAACAGCCUACGGAUAUCACAGCCACCGAGACCACGAGCAUGUUCCUUGGACAGAUUCAAGUGGCAGAACAAUCUACUCUCAACGUAACGGAUACGUCCAUUCUCACGGCUUUGGAGCACCAAGUGCCUCAUGCCGCACAUCAACAGGUUCUGCUUGAGCGGGCCCUAGCACACUUUGAGCGCUACGCAGUUGUUCACCGAGUUGUUGGCAAAGAGGGUGCCCGUGAACCUCAAACCGUCUACCGUACCAUUGCCGGCCUGAAAUGCCGCUUGGCACAUGCUUUCAUGGCGCUGCACCGCUAUGACAAGGCGCUCAAAUGUUGGGAAGAGGUCCUCGCCAUCCAAUGGCGAGAGCCCUGGUUUGCCCUGCUUGCAGAAUAUGAGGUCCACGCCCUUCGGUGUGCCUUUGCCCUGGGUGAUGGGGUGCAGUACUGCCAGCGCUCGCUGGCAUGUUUGGAUGGCCGGCUGCCGCUAGAAACUAGCCAGCGCGGCGCCAUUCUCAAUCAUCUCAUUGAAUGGCUCAACACCGGCGUUACAACUGGUUUUGAUGACGCUUGUGCCAACCUGGACCCAGCCUGGGAGGCUGAUGGACCAGUGCUUGACGUACAUGCUGCAGAGCCUGCGGCCAUUCGCUGCAAGUGUUCAGCUUUGCUAGGUGCCACGGGCACGACGGCCGAUCUUUUGGUGCUGCUGAACUCCAGUCUGCCUGCUUCGCUGACGCUGUCAUCCUUGACCGUGGAACUUGAGGCGUGCGAUGGCAAACGUCAGAAGCGCGUGGCCGAUGCCCCCGUCUUGACAGCUGGCGUCACUGAACCCAUUCAACUCAAUGCCGGAUCUACUCUGCGCCUGAAUGUGCCAGUACACCGUGCGCCCGAUGCGGCCCAUAUCCAAUAUGCUGUGAAGCGCAUCCAAGCGGUGGUGAGCAGCUCACGGCACCAGCUGACCGUUGAUUGGAACUUUGCAACGGGCAAGGCUCGGGGAGAGCAGCCGCUGCCACUAGCGACGGAAGUUCAAGCCUUGCCAUUUUCACGAGUGGUCAAUCGCACACAUUUGGCCUUUGUCAGCACCAAAGAGCUUGCAACCGUUACGCUCUCUCCACCAGCACACGAUGCCACCGAAGAGGCAGCGGACGACGAGGUGCUUAGAACGGUGGAUAUGGGCCUCAUCAAGGCCCAGGGCGAGUUUGCUACACGUGUCUUCCUCGACUGCCCCAGCGUCACGCCUGGCCGGGAGCUGUCUGCGCGCCUGACUUACAUGCAUGGCAGCGACUCGCAUCGACAACACUCUGAGGCAACGCUGGUCGUGAUUGCACCCUUUGCAUUGGCGGCCAACUUGCAAGAUCUCAACGGCCGACUAGUGUCCCUAGCAGAACCUCUUCCGUGCCACGAUGAUUUGCGACUCGCUUAUGAGUUACAAUGCUGCAGUAAAACACCGCUUGAGCUGCGUGGUGCUGAGGUACAACCGGGGAUCAAAUCAGAUGGGUUGCAGAUUCUGGCUGGGCAAUCUGCGCUGAAUAUUGAUGAAGGCGCUUGCGAGUUGUACCAUGAGGGUGAUGCUUUUGCUGAGCAGCUCAUUUUUUCGCUGCGGCGUGAGGUGGUCGAGCCUACGACAUUGGGCACGGUAGUGGCCACCUGGUUGCGGCCUGGUUGUGAGCGCCGAAACACGCUAAGGCUGGAGCUACCUGAGAUCGUGGCACAAGAGAUGCGAUUGCGAGCCCAUGUACAAGCACCGUCAACAUGUCGCAGUGGUGAAACAGUCAAGGUGGAGCUCGUGGUCCGGGCGCGCAGCGGCUACAUUGAGGAGGCCGAGCUACUUAUGGAACAAACCCCAGACUUUAUGCUGGCAGGUGAUCCAAACCAGGUGUUGCGCAUUCUGCCCGGUGCUGCCGGGCAGGAGGCUAUGUCUCAAGUGCGGUUUGACCUGCUCCCUCUCACCACGGGCCAACUCAAACUGCCCAGCGUGACCCUGGUGGACGGACGCAAGGGGCAGCUCACGGCUGGCGUGUGUGUGCGUGCGUGUGUGGAGUUUAGGCGGCUGUGCCAGUCACGGGAAGCAAAUAAGCGUACCAGUGCACCAAGCAAUAAUUCGAUUGACCUAUCUCCCAAGCUACCUUGA
Monosiga brevicollis MX1 is the source of this 5434-nucleotide messenger RNA. RefSeq lists its product as uncharacterized. Gene Ontology annotation, molecular function: protein binding. Bases 11 to 5434 code for a protein of 1807 amino acids. The transcript is spliced from 37 exons. The record is from RefSeq and is a predicted model, not a curated record. Lineage: Eukaryota; Choanoflagellata; Craspedida; Salpingoecidae.